AUGGCAGCAGCAGUCUCCAACAUCGUCUUCGACGACAUCUUCACAAUAAACGCAAUCGACAAGGAGGGAAAGAAAUUUGACAGGGUAUCCCGAUUAUACGCUCACUCAAAAAACUACGAGAUGGAUCUAACGCUAGACUAUAACGUCGAACUCCUCCCACUGAAGGUGGAACAAAACUUUGCUUUGGCCUUGUCUACUUCACUGGCUCGAGGACGACCCUCUGGAAACGCGACAGACGCGUCAGGCGACGAUGCCGCGGAGAAUGAGAGAGAUGUGUGGAGACCAGACGGGAAGGGUAGCAGAGGCUUGGAGGAUGAGUACGACUAUGUGAUGUACGGAAAGGUGCGUCCUUCAACACAACAGGCCGUUUUGAGGCUCACUGUUUGCAAGAUCUACAAGUACGACACGGAUAACACUGGAGAGAUUGUGUAA
Cyclocybe aegerita is the source of this 432-nucleotide messenger RNA. NCBI's taxonomy places the organism in Eukaryota, Fungi, Basidiomycota, Agaricomycetes, Agaricales, Hemipholiotaceae. The record is from the annotation of a GenBank genome assembly.